This is a messenger RNA of Drepanopeziza brunnea f. sp. 'multigermtubi' MB_m1, 1983 nucleotides long. RefSeq lists its product as uncharacterized. The record is from RefSeq and is a predicted model, not a curated record. Lineage: Eukaryota; Fungi; Ascomycota; Leotiomycetes; Helotiales; Drepanopezizaceae.
AUGCCUAUUCACCGAGGUAUCGAGAUAUCCAUCGUAUCGCAGGUGGAAUUGAUGACGCAUCCCGAGUUUCCGCACCCUGAGAGUUCGCAAUUCACGUAUCGCAGCCCAGACCUGCGCAAAGGUCCCAAAGCCGAUGUCGACUGGACGCCCCCAUCCGCAUCCUCGGAUAGCAAGGCAGAUCGUUUCCUUGGUCGUCGAUCAGUGGUCUCGGUUUAUAUCCCAUCAAUGCCAGGAAAACGGUUCUGGCUUAAGUACAACGUUGUUGAAGCAGCUGAGAUCCACUCCGAAUGGUUCUACUUCAAGCUUCAUAUGAACGGCAGGCAUAUCACAUCUUGGGGAACGAAUACCAAGUCGAGACCGAGCGGCCAGGUAAUGAGAGGACUCUUCGAGCCGAGCGAUAGAUGGAAUUACAAGCACGAAGGCACGGUCUUCAGGAAUAUGGGUACAGAGGCGCGACCGUUCAUGUUCGCAUUCGAGGAUGAUGAGGAGCGAUCUGCUGCAAAUGAUGGGGGAUUGAUCGAGGUCAUGGUCUUCCGUGCGAGAGGACGAAAACGAAGAUUGCCCAAGCCAACCGACUUCAAGGACCAGGAAGGAUACGGUAUCGUUAUGCCAAGUGGUGGACUCCUCGAGAAGCCCCAAGACGCAAAGUUCUACGACUGGCACCUGAAGGACCCAAAGGACACCCCAUUCGCAACGUUCAAGUUCCACUAUCGUAGCUGGGACAGUCUUGCAAGCCUCCAGUUGAUUCCGGAAAAUCAUCCCAGGACACUGGCUCCAUUAUCUCCAACCGCCUCCCACGGUGGAGACUCCCAAGACCAGCUAACGGAGUUGGACGAGGAACCUGAAGAAGAAUGUGACAAAGAGGUGCGGCUGAAGCGCGAGCUUUCGUCGACCUUCUUUGGUGAUCCUUGGUUGACUUCCGUCUUUGACGACAGCCCCGAACGUCCUUCAAACGGUCUGAACAAGCGACCCUCAUUCAAAGUGCCUCCUGAAACAUCCUUAUUCUCUCGCUCUAAUACUGGAAGCCCCGAGUCACCAUUCUCGAAGUUCUCGACUGCUAUCAUCGACAAGUCGACGUCGCCAAAAGAAAGCCCACUUUGGAUGGAUCGUCCUUUGCCGGAGGUUCCGCCUCGUGAUAGCUCACUAAGUUUGAGACGCCAUCCGAGAAAGUACUCCAUUGCUUCUGGUGGCCAUUCGAGAAGCUCUUCUGGGGUCUCCAAUGCCCUGUCUAUCGCCCCGUCUCUUUUACAGGAACUUGACAGAGAAUCGCAAUCACCAGAGGUACUCCUUGGUAUCGCCGAGAUAGUGGAUGUUUAUUCCUCGCCAAACCCUCAUUUUGAAUCUCCUGUACCCUCAAUCUCAGAAUUCCCCUCCGUUCCCGGCGACCUGUCUGAAAACACUCCACGAACCGCACUCAGCGUAUCCACUUCCAGGCGCUGCGGCAUUUCCUCGCCACCAUCAGACACACUCUUCUCAAUGGCAAACAUUACCAUUCGCAAGACCCGUCGCUCACCUGCAAAGCGUCUUUCAGAGCAGCAGCCACAAAGUCCCAACUCUCCACAGGACUCCCCUUGUCCGACGCCCUCUCGCUCUCCAACCGAGAACUUCGGCAACCUCUAUGAAGAUGCAGACCAGUCUCCGCUCGAAAAGAAUACUACCACAAUUACCUUGUCCGAGUCGGAAUGGAUGGCUCACACACCGUCGCCAGUCAGAAAGAUUCCACGAUUUGGUAGUCUACAGAACAUGUGGAGCCCAGGUCUUGCAAAUCGUAAGUCUAGGAACAUGGGGACGUUUGUGGAAAAGGUAACAGCGAACGAGAAUUUUAGGGCUCGCAGAGGCGGUAGUGGGAGCAUUCCGAAGAAGGAUGGUGAUUGGUAUGAGAACGUCAAUUCCUCUGACGAGAAGCUCCCUGCUACUGAUCAAAGUCUCAGUGAUUCUGGAAGUAGGGACGCUAAUCCUAUGAUGGAGGGGAACUGGAUUUGA